AUGCCCGAAAGAAAACAGAAUCUGAACGUUGGAGUCAUUGGUGGUGGAAUUGCUGGUCUCACGGCAGCGAUCAGCCUCCGCAAAUUUGGCCAUGAGGUGACAAUAUAUGAGAGAUAUCACUACGCAGGAGAAGUUGGUGCAAGUUUAUCCUGUGCUUCCAACGGAGGGAGGCUGCUUAAGGAGCUUGGUAUUCCUUUGCUGGAGACUAAACCAGUCAUUUUGCGCAAGCUGAUCAAACGUCGGUUUCACAACGGCGAGAUAAGUGGGGUCUACGAUCUUGGCGACUACGAAGAGUCUUUUGGAGUGCCGUACUACAAUCUUCAUAGAAUUGACAUCCACGAUUUGCUUCUCAAGUAUGCUUUGGAUGAUGACGGAGAAGGCAUUCCUUGCAAACUUCUAGUCGAUCACAAGGCACUGACUGUCGACGCAGAGUCUGGAACGGUUACUUUCGAGAACGGACAUAAGGCAACACACGAUCUGAUCGUUGCUGCUGAUGGAAUCCGAUCACUCACACGGGAGCAGAUUGGAAACCCACCAGAUUUUGAACCAUCAACAUCCUGUUGCUUUAGAUGCUUGUUUGACACGAAAGAAGUGGUGGCCAAAGGUCUCACCGACUUUUCUAAAAACGAGGCCAUUGAAUAUUGGUGGAGAGGAAUUCCAGGGUCCUCUGGAAUUGACAAAAUUGUCAUGUCUCCUUGUAAAAGUGGCGAAGUGGUUUCCUGCUAUUGCUUUUAUCCAGCCGUGAAAAACGACCUUCGUAUGGGUGGCUGGAACGACGAAGCUUCUGUGGAAGAGCUCUGUGGCACGUUCCCUGAUCUUGAUCCAAAAGUUCUGGAUCUGUUCAAGAUUGCUUACGAUAUCAAGCAAUGGAGACUGUAUGUUCAUCAGCCUUAUGAGCACUGGCAAAAGGGAAAGGUUGUGAUGAUGGGAGAUGCCAUCCACCCAAUGAUGCCCGAUCAGUCUCUUGGUGCUGUCACGGCCAUUGAGGACGCCUUUGCCAUUGGCUACAUUUUCAGCGAUCGUUUCAGGUUUUCCGUCCAAGACGGUCUCAAGCUGUAUGAGAACGUCCGCAAACCACGUGCUACCAGAAUCCAGGCCGCUUCCUUGAGAGCACGAGAAAAUUUGAACGAGCGUAUUGGAUGGUCCAGCAAGGAUAGCGACCGGCCUGACAAGCUGACAAUUACUGAGAUUUGCGGCUACGAUAUCAAAGCCGAUAUUGAAGAACAGGCAACAAAAAUGGGAAUUUUAUAG
Ogataea haglerorum is the source of this 1251-nucleotide messenger RNA. RefSeq lists its product as uncharacterized. The record is from RefSeq and is a predicted model, not a curated record. Bases 1 to 1251 code for a protein of 416 amino acids. Lineage: Eukaryota; Fungi; Ascomycota; Pichiomycetes; Pichiales; Pichiaceae. The transcript has a single exon. Gene Ontology annotation, molecular function: FAD binding; monooxygenase activity.